AUGCCUUUGAUGUUGUAUAAAAAGUACUUGGCAAAAUGUCCUAACGAAGCCAUCGAGAUAGAUACAUUCUACGUAAGUACACGUCAAAAAUAUGAGGAAGACGAUCCAGGUAUAGGUUUACUUCUGAUUUUAUGAGUGAAUGAGAAGUUUUUAAUGAGGUUAGUGUUCAUUUUACUUUGCAUAAAACUUUGUUAAUUUAUUCUAUAGACUUAUGUUAUAUUUAAGAAUGCUUUACAUCAAAUCCUGUGGGGCAUAACGUACUUGAACAGACGGUUCGAAAUCUGUGUAAAAAACCUGGAAUUGACGGAAACUUCACUAAUCAUAGUUUAAGAGCGACUACUGUCACUCACGGCUUGGAAAAAGGUGUUCCAGAAAAGUUAAUGAUGGCUCGCACUGGACAUAGAGAUCGUAGGUCGUUGUUAACGUAUCAAAGACCAGGUGUGUCGGCCAAGCAGGCCGUUUCAAAUUCGUUUGAAUGUGGAGGUCCUUCGUUCGUCGAUAUGACUAGAAAUGGAGUGAAGAGAAAGUGUGACAUUGUUGAAUCGGUCAUGGAGAAUGCUGGCGGGGAGAAAUGUAGAGAAGCAAGUGCAAAGAUUGUGAAAAUCGAAAUUAAUAAUUGUAGCGGUUGUGCGUUUAACUGGUCGUGA
This is a messenger RNA of Paramuricea clavata, 647 nucleotides long. The record is from the annotation of a GenBank genome assembly. Lineage: Eukaryota; Metazoa; Cnidaria; Anthozoa; Malacalcyonacea; Plexauridae.